Coffea arabica (coffee) is the source of this 2640-nucleotide messenger RNA. The record is from RefSeq and is a predicted model, not a curated record. NCBI's taxonomy places the organism in Eukaryota, Viridiplantae, Streptophyta, Magnoliopsida, Gentianales, Rubiaceae.
AGACCCCCGGCUUCCUCUGCUUAUUGGAUUCCCUAACGUGCAGCGAAACGAUUGAAAAAGCUACUAAAGCAGUACUAUUUUAGCAUCUCAAAGCCAAUCUGAUCUCCAAACCGUCUUGAAUUCUUGAUGCAUGCAACUACUUCUUCAAUUCUUGCCUUUAUAUAUACGUAGUGCUUCCUCAGUUCAACUCCAAAUCAUAUAUUCCCCAUUUGCUAUUAAACCACUAGCGCAGUUGACAAAACUUGAUAAGCCAUGGCUGCAGCAGCCUCGUCAGUGAGUUUGAAGCUUUUGAUCGACACCAAAAGCUGCAAAGUCCUAUUUGCCGAAGCUAAUAAAAGCACAGUUGAUUUCCUUUUCCACGUCCUGUCUUUGCCAGUGGGAACUGUUAUAAGGCUUCUGGGCAAGCAAGGAAUGGUAGGUUGCGUGGCCAACCUAUACGAGAGCAUUGAGAGUCUAAACGAAACAUAUAUACAACCAAACCAGAGCAAAGACACCCUUCUCAAGCCAAAAGCCGCUGCUUCCAUUCCUCUCUUGUCCCUCAACGAUGGACAAACUGAAGCUGUUUUCUACCGGUGCAGCCGUGGUUACAAUUGCAACUAUGUAUCUGAUGACCCCAAGGCGAAAUGUCCUCAGUGCAAGAAUGUCAUGACCAACAGCAUGACAUAUGUUGCUCCCCCAGCAGUGAAAGAAGCUGCUGCAGGGGACGAAGGGGGAUUUGUCAAGGGUGUGGUGACCUAUAUGGUUAUGGAUGACUUGGUGGUGAAGCCCAUGUCUACUAUCUCUAGCAUUGCACUGCUCAACAGGUUUAAUGUGAAGGAAGUUGGUGCCCUGGAGGAGAAGGAGGUGAAUCUUGGCAUGAAUGAGGCAUUGAUGUUGCUCAAGGCAUCUUUUGAGUCCAAGACGGUACUCACAAAUGUCUUCUUGAAGAAUACGGGAAAAAUGAAAGAUUCUCUUGCUGCUACAUUCUCGGAGUCAAAUCUUGCCUCGAAAGUGAGUUUGAAGCUUUUGAUCGACACCAAAAGCCGCAAAGUCCUAUUCGCCGAAGCUAAUAAAAGCACAGUUGAUUUCCUUUUCCAUAUCCUGUCUUUGCCGGUGGGAACUGUUAUAAGGCUUCUGGGCAAGCAAGGAAUGGUAGGUUGCGUGGCCAACCUGUACGAGAGCAUUGAGAGUCUAAACGAAACAUAUAUACAACCCAAGCAGAGCAAAGACACCCUUCUCAAGCCAAGAGCCCCUGCUUCCAUUCCUCUCUUGUCCCUCCACGAUGGACAAACUGAAGCUGUUUUCUACCGGUGCGGCUUUGGUUACAAUUGUAACUAUGUAUCUGAUGACCAUAGGGCAAUAUGUCCUCAGUGCAAGAAUGUCAUGACCAACAGCAUGAAAUAUGUUGCACCCCCAGCAGUGAAAGAAGCAGCUGCAGGGGACGAAGGGGGAUUUGUCAAGGGUGUAGUGACCUAUAUGGUUAUGGAUGACUUGGUGGUGAAGCCCAUGUCUACGAUCUCUAGCAUUGCACUGCUUAACAGGUUUAAUGUGAAGGAAAUAGAAGCCCUUGAGGAGAAGGAGGUGAUUCUUGGCAUGAAUGAGGCACUGAAGUUGCUGAAGACAUCUCUGGAGUCCAAGUGCGUACUCACAAAUGUCUUCAUGAAGAAUUUCCAUGAGAAUUCUACUCUUCUCAACGAGAAUAUGGAGAUGGUGAGAAUCAUGACUGUGAUCUCUUCAUUUUCGAAAUAUCAUAAGGUCAUCAUGGGAGCCUCCAAGAUAAGCUUGAAACUUUUGAUCGACACCGAUAACAACAAACUUCUGUUCGCAGAAGCCGGGAAAAACUUCGUAGAUUUCUUACUUCAUAUCCUCUCCUUGCCAUUGGCUACUGUUACAAGGCUUCUCCGCGACCAAGAGACCAUUGGUUCCCUGGAAAAUCUGUACCAUAGCAUCGAAAACCUCGAUGAAGCCUACAUCCGGCCAAACCAAAACAAAAACAUCUUGCUAAGUCCAAAACCACCUGCCGGCGCUCCUGCCACUCUAUUGGGGCUCGAGGAUUCGCCGAAACCGGAGAUAACAGAGGGCAAAGCAUUUUAUAAGUGCGGCAAUAAUUGUUCCACGUAUGUGAGUAAUGUGACCGAUGACCCUCGAGCUGUUUGCCCCAGUUGCAGGGGCACCAUGACUUCGGUCAUGACAUAUGUAGAUCCCCCACAAACUGGUGGCAGCGAUGAGGACAGUAAAGAAGGAGGAUUUGUGAAGGGGGCGGCGACUUACAUGAUCUUGGACGACUUGGAGGUGAAGCCCAUGUCUGCCAUUUCCAGCAUUGCUCUGCUUAACGAGCUUAAUGUCAAGGAUCUAAGCGCCCUCAAAGAAAAGGAAGUGGAUCUUAGCAAGAAUAAGGCCUUGAAGCUGCUUAAGGCAUCUUUGGAGUGCAAGACAGUGCUUACCAGUGUCUUAUUGGAUGUCAAGUCUAAAACUCCAUGAGAAUUGUCUAGUAUUUCACUUUUGGAUAACAAUUUUAUGUUGGAAUCAAUGACUAUUUUGAUCCUUUUUUGCUUAAUUAAGGUACCAACUCUAAAUGAUUACUUCCACUGGUAUGUAAUUCAUUUCACCCUAAUGCCUUAUCAGCAUGCGCAUAUGUCACAAGAGUUUCUUAAUCGUCAA